This is a messenger RNA of Octodon degus (degu), 1847 nucleotides long. It is a transcript of the gene Acads, whose product is annotated as acyl-CoA dehydrogenase short chain. The transcript has 10 exons. The record is from RefSeq and is a predicted model, not a curated record. Bases 75 to 1316 code for a protein of 413 amino acids. Gene Ontology annotation, biological process: fatty acid beta-oxidation using acyl-CoA dehydrogenase; butyrate catabolic process. Gene Ontology annotation, molecular function: flavin adenine dinucleotide binding. Gene Ontology annotation, cellular component: mitochondrion. Lineage: Eukaryota; Metazoa; Chordata; Mammalia; Rodentia; Octodontidae.
CCGGGCCCGUCCCCUGCAGUCCGGAACAGCGCUCACCACCGGAGGUCGCGGGAAGGCCGAGCCUGUCCAAGUCCAUGGCCGUCGCGCUGCUCUCCCGGGCCUGCGGCCCCCUCCGCGGAGCAGCUCUGCACCCCUGGGACUGUCGGUGGCUACACACCGUUUACCAUUCUGUGGAGCUGCCCGAGACCCACCAGAUGCUGCGUCAGACCUGCCGGGACUUUGCCGAGAAGGAGCUGGUUCCCAUUGCAGCCCAGGUGGACAGAGAGCAUCUCUUCCCAGCGGCACAGGUGAAGAGGAUGGGCGAGCUCGGGCUGCUGGCCAUGGACGUGCCGGAGGAGCUCAGCGGGGCUGGCCUCGACUACCUGGCCUACUCCAUCGCCAUAGAGGAGAUCAGCCGGGGCUGCGCCUCCACUGGCAUCAUCAUGAGUGUCAACAACUCUCUCUACCUGGGCCCCAUCCUGAAGUUUGGCUCCCCAGAGCAGAAGCGGCAGUGGAUCACCCCUUUCACCAGUGGCGACAAAAUUGGCUGCUUUGCCCUCAGUGAACCAGGGAACGGCAGUGACGCUGGAGCUGCAUCCACCGUAGCGCGCGAGGACGGGGACUCGUGGAUCCUGAAUGGCACCAAGGCCUGGAUCACCAAUGCCUGGGAGGCCUCGGCCACUGUGGUCUUCGCCAGCACCGACAGAUCCCUGAAGAACAAGGGCAUCAGUGCCUUCCUGGUUCCCAUGCCAACACCUGGCCUAACGCUGGGGAAGAAGGAGGAUAAGCUAGGCAUCCGGGCCUCAUCCACAGCCAACCUCAUCUUUGAAGACUGUCGCAUCCCCAAAGAGAACCUGUUGGGGGAGCCAGGGAUGGGCUUCAAGAUAGCCAUGCAAACCCUGGACAUGGGCCGCAUCGGUGUCGCCUCCCAGGCCCUGGGCAUUGCCCAGGCUGCCCUGGAUUGUGCCGUGAACUAUGCUGAGAACCGCAAGGCCUUUGGGGCACCCCUCACGAAGCUCCAGAGCAUCCAGUUCAAGCUGGCCGACAUGGCCCUGGCUCUGGAGAGUGCCCGGCUGCUGACCUGGCGUGCUGCCAUGCUGAAGGACAAUAAGAAACCUUUCACCAAGGAGUCGGCCAUGGCCAAGCUCGCUGCGUCAGAGGCCGCAACUGCCAUCAGCCACCAGACGAUUCAGAUCCUGGGCGGCAUGGGUUAUGUGGCAGAGAUGCCAGCUGAGCGGCACUACCGUGAUGCCCGCAUCACCGAGAUCUACGAGGGCACCAGUGAGAUCCAGAGGCUGGUGAUCGCCGGGCACGUGCUCCGGAGCUACCGGAGCUGAGCUCCUUGGAGGGCACUGGCGCCCCCUGCCAGCCUUGAACUGUAGAAAAGGGGCCGAACCGUGUGGCCUUAACCCUUGUGUCUGCUAAGUCCUUGGGCACUGACCUGUCCUCUUGGCCCCCUCAGGCUGGGCCCAGCUUGGUGCCUGACCUGCACACUGGCUAGAGGGGCUCUUCUGGUCUCUGGUCACCCAGAUGAAGCGGCUGGGGAGAGCGUCUCGGGGAGAGGAGGGUGAGCCCUUUCCACCUGUGGCCGAGGGCCUCAUCCAUCUUUAGCGUGGAUGCCAGGCUCUGCUACCUCCCUGUACCAGCCAGCAGGGCCUCACUCUUCCAGAAGUGGCCUUGGGGAGCAGGAGGGCCUGGCAUUUUGGCCAGGUCACAAUAUAAGAGGGUGAGAAGUUGGGGCUGGGGGUCCUAGUCUCCAGAAGUCGUGUUCCUGGGUUGUGGGGCUGCUCUGCAAAGGGCAGAUGGGUGUGGUGUGUGGUCUGAGGUCACUGCGGGGAGCUGACUUGCAAUAAAGUGUACCUGUCCUG